Molecule: messenger RNA, 1643 nt
Organism: Acyrthosiphon pisum (pea aphid)
Lineage: Eukaryota; Metazoa; Arthropoda; Insecta; Hemiptera; Aphididae
Product: dolichyldiphosphatase 1
Exons: 9
Coding region: 651-1349 (232 amino acids)
Biological process (GO): protein N-linked glycosylation; lipid biosynthetic process
Cellular component (GO): endoplasmic reticulum membrane; intracellular membrane-bounded organelle
Molecular function (GO): dolichyldiphosphatase activity
Source: RefSeq, a predicted model, not a curated record
UUUGAAAAAUCGGCAACGCUUAACCACAGAAUAGUUCUUACAUAAAAGUUUUAUAAUAGGUAAAUUCAGUCUAGUAUCAAAACUAACUAACGGCACACUAUUGAAAAUAGUGAACGACAAUUUGGUAUGUCGUGCGUGUGUAAAACGGAGAACACAAAUGUAUGGGCAACGUCCUCUUAAGUGGAAACAAAUUUUCAACGAAUAAAUCGGCAAAGAAAAUAAAAAGCAACAACAAAUUUUUUUUUAUAAUUGGAUUUUUUUUAUUGGUAUAUAUAAUCUGUAAUAGUAUUUACAAUAAGCAUAUAUGCGAAAAAAAAUGUAUAUUAUAAUAUGCAAUACCUACGUGGAGACGUGAAGAGAGAAGUCACCCAGCAGAAACACUCAGAAUAUUGAUAUUGGAACGGUCGUGGAUUGAAAUGAAUUGUAGCCAACCGUUUGUCAAGUCGCAGAAACGUAUUUGGAUUUUAGACGUCGGCGAAAGUGGUUUGACUUAAAUAGUUAAAUACUGUGUAUAAAUGCGUACUGGUAUACAGCAGUCAAUGAUAUCGUGGGAGCUACCAUUUGGACGUCAUAAUUUUUAGGAUUAUAGGAACCUAUUACAUAGGUACCUAGUUAGCGUAAAUCGAAAUUGACAAAUUAUUACCGACGUUAUGAUGACUUAUUCGGUGUCGUCGAACAAGAAACACGAUCUAUCGAAUAGGAAUAUAUUUGGAAAGUUAUUGGCACUGUUUAGUUUGACACCUUUUGUGAUUCUGUCUGGUUUUAUUUCUUUAAUUCUAUUUCGGCGAGAUUUACAUACAAUAACUUUUUUCUUCGGUGUGUUACUCAAUGAGAUAUGCAAUACAGUUCUUAAACAUAUAUUACGGGAGCCUAGACCCUUAGCAAGAAAUACAAAUUUGUUGUACUCAGAAUAUGGCAUGCCUUCAUCUCAUUCUCAAUUUAUGUGGUUUUUUGCAUCGUACAUGUUAUACUUCACAUUUAUAAGGUUGCAGUAUGCUAACAACAAAGCAUUUAAAGAGUUUUUCUGGAAAGUCGCUGGAGCUGUAUCAUGCAUUGCUAUUGCCUGUAUAGUUUCUUAUAGCAGAAUAUUUCUACAAUACCAUACAUGGAAGCAAGUAAUAUAUGGAGCACUAUUUGGUAUUAUUAUAGGGACUAUUUGGUUUACCAUAAUUAAUGUGGUAUUGACACCCUAUUUUCCAACAGUUAUAUCUUGGAAAAUAUCUGAACUGUUUUUAUUGAGAGACACUACGUUGAUUCCCAAUGUCUUAUGGUUUGAAUACACAAAUAUUCGUCAUGAAGCAGGAGCUAGAGCCAGACGUCGAAAAUCAAUUUCUGCAAAAUCUCAAUGACUAAUAUUUUGAAAGAAAUAGAAUGCAUUAAAAUAAUAUGACUAACCUUUCCAAGCAUUUGUAAUUAUGUGAAAUAAUAAAUUCACAGUAUGUUUAUAAUAAUAUUUUGCUAUAAUAAUAUGUGUUGUUUGUGACAUGUUUAUGUAUGAUUAUAAUAACUAAAUAAUUUGUUCAUUUAUAUUUUAUAAUAUCUAAUAGGUACCAGGAUAUCCUGGGACCUACUGUUUUAUAAACACCAUGAAAAUUCAAUUUAUUAUUUAAAAUUUUCAGUAUGUUUAAAUUAAUUUUGAAUAG